This is a messenger RNA of Lichtheimia ornata, 531 nucleotides long. RefSeq lists its product as uncharacterized. Gene Ontology annotation, cellular component: endoplasmic reticulum membrane. The coding region runs from base 1 to 531 and encodes 176 amino acids. The transcript has 6 exons. Lineage: Eukaryota; Fungi; Mucoromycota; Mucoromycetes; Mucorales; Lichtheimiaceae. The record is from RefSeq and is a predicted model, not a curated record. Gene Ontology annotation, biological process: endoplasmic reticulum to Golgi vesicle-mediated transport.
AUGGCGGGUGAACAAAUGCAAACGAUCAAGGUCGCCUUGAUUCUCUGUUCGUGCUUCUUUGCUUACGGGACAUAUUGGUCAGACUGGGCAUUCGACUACUACCUCUUGUGGGCUAAUCCUGCUGAGCACCCCAAUGCUGUUUCAAGAGCUACGCUUUACUAUAUCACGCAAACACAAGCACCCAAGAUCCUCAAGUAUAUUCCAUUUGCCAACUUGAUGAUUGCUGCUGUGGGUUUCUCGGCUGGUUUGGCUCAUAUGACAGAUUCCAACCUUCUCUUUGAUGGCGCAUCUCUUGUGUUGAUGCUCUUUGGAUUGUCCACUCACGCAACAUCUGUGCGACCAGGCUUGGACGUGAUUACUUCUACCGAAAAUGAAGACGAAAUCACUUCAUCAUUGAAGAACAUUGCUGCUGCUCAUUUCAUCAUCGUGUUGGCCAUCACUGGCAUCAUCGGUCUGCAAAUCGCACACUACUUUGUGAUGAAGAAGAGCGCCAAACCUGCCUCUGCAAACGCUACCAAGAAGAACCAAUAA